AUGCAAAAUCCAGGUAAUAAAAAUAACAAUAUUAAUUAUGGUAAAAAUAUUAUGAUUCCAAAUAUGCCUAACAUGUCCAACUCACCUAAUAUACCUAACACAGUUAAUAUGCCAAAUAUAUCUGGUUCUUCAAAUUUACCUAAUUCCCCAAUUAUGCCAAAUAUACCCACCUUGCCGAAUUUACCAAAUAUACCAAAUUUGCCAAAUAUUCCAAAUUUACCAAAUAUACCAAACUUACCAAAUAUUCCCAAUAUACCUAAUGUAUCAAAUAUUCCAAAUAUACCUAAUGUAUCAAAUAUUCCUAGUAUACCCAAUCAUAAUAUAAGUAAUCAAAAUAUGAAUAAUACUCAUUUUAUGAAUAAUUCAAUUAGCCAAAUACCUUUACCAUAUAUUCCUGGAAUACUACCAAAUGUUAAUACAUGUGAUUAUUAUAAUAAAAAUAUUAUGCAUAUGAAUCCGACAUAUGAUAAUUACAAUCCAUUAAUGUAUACUCAACCCAAUAAUAUAAAUAUACCACUAUCUACAAAUAAUAAUAUAGAUAAUUUAAACGAUGUGGCAUUACAUAUGAAUAAUAAUGUGAUGAAAAUGUACAAUAAAGAUAUGUUAUUAAAUAAAAACCAAAAAAUCAUGAACAGUAAUUUAAUGAAUUUGCCAAAUAACAUGAACUUAAAUUAUAUGAAUAAUUACAAUAUAGAAAAUCAUGGAUGGUGUGAAAUGGUAGCAAAAAAUGGAAGAAAAUUUUAUUACAAUUCUAUAACAAAAUGCUCGAAGUGGGAAAAACCAGAUGAAUUAAAGACUCCAGAAGAAUUAAAAAUUUCUGAAAAAACAAAAUGGAAAGAAUAUUCAUGUAGUGAUGGAAGAAAGUACUGGCAUCAUGAAGAAAAAAACAUUAGUGUAUGGGAUGAACCAGAAGAAAUUAAAAAAAUAAAAUUAGAAUGCGCUUCUACUAGGAAUGAAGAUAAUAAUAAAGAUGAAAAAGAAGAAAAUAAGAAAAAUAAAGAAAAUGAAGUUUUAAAAAAUUAUAAUGUAAAUGAAAAUAAUAAAACUUCUGAAGAUAUAAAUAAAAAUAAUGAAGAAUGCAAUAUUAAGGAAAAUAAUAAUUCUAGUAAUAAUAUCAAUUAUAUAAAAGAAGAAGAUUUUAAAAAUGAAAUAAAUAAAAACAUAUAUAAUAAUAUUGAUGAAAAAAAUAAAAAGAUUAGUAAUGACGGGGAUAAUGUGAUAUGGGAAAAAUUUGAGGAUAAAAAUGAGGCAAGGGAACAUUUGAAAAUUUUAUUUGAAGAAAAAAAUAUAAAUCCAAAAAUGACAUGGGAAAAUACUUUAAAAAUUUUAGAAAGUGAUAGCCGAUGGUUAAGUUUGGUUAUUCUGACGAAAGGAGAAAAAAGACAACUGUUUUCUGAAUAUAUUAGUCAUGCAGUAAAAAGAGCUAACGAAAAUGAAAGAAGAAAAAGACAGAAAUCAAGAGAAAUAAUUUUUCAAACAUUAUUAAAUUGGGAUAAAUUAAAUGAGCGAACAACUUAUAUAGAAUUUGCAUCCGAAUUUUAUAAUGAAGAAUGGUGGAAUUGGAUAACAGAAAAAGAAAGAGAUGAAAUAUUUCAAGAUUUUAUUGAUGAUUACAAGCAUAAAUUUAAAGAAAUACGAAGAAAAAAAAGAAAAAAAACAGCUGAAAUUUUAAAAGAAAAAUUUCAAGCAUAUGCAGAACAGAAAAAUCCAUUGAAAUGGAAAGAAAUUAAAGUUUAUUUUAAAGAUGAUGAAGAUUUUAACUCUUUACACAAAAUAGAUGCUUUAGCUGCAUGGGAAAGCUUUUUUGAAAAAUAUCAUAAUCAGGAAAAAAUGGAACUUAAAAAGAAAGUAUAUAGAAUUUUGAGAAAAAAAAGAGACGCCUUUAUUGAAUUAUUAAAUGAAUAUUACGAAAAAAAUAUCUUAAAUAUUAAAACACAAUGGAUAUAUUUUGUCUCUAAAAUAUAUAAAGAUUCUCGUUACACAGAUUUAUUAGGACAACAAGGAUCAUCACCGAAAGUACUAUUUGAAGAAUUUAUUGAAUCUUUACAGGAACAAUAUUUAAGACAUAAAGCAUACAUAAAGAAAGCUUAUAAAGAAAUGGAAAUUGAUGUAGAUGAAAAUACUACUUUUGAUGAUUUUUUACAAUAUUUUUCAAAAGUACAAAGUAAAUAUAAAAUUCCACAUGUCAAUAUGAAUUUUAUAUAUCUUUCUAUACUCAAAAAAUUAAAAGAAAAAAAAAAUAAGGAAGUGAAACAUAUUAAUAAAGUAGCUAAAUUUUUAACGAAAAUUUCUGAACUUAAACCAAAUAUGACAUAUAAUAAAGUAAUUAGUAUAAUUAAAUGCUCAAGUAAAUGGCCGAUAGUAUGUAACUUAUGCCCCAAAGAAGAACAAAAAUUAGCUGCAUAUAACAUAUGGAAAUCAUACGUAAAUUUAAAAAAAAAAGAUCAUUCCAAUGAUUCACCAAAUUAUAACUUAAAUAAAAAUUUUAGAAAUUCAAGAAGAAAAGAGUCUUCAAAAUCAAGUGAAGACGAAGAUGAAGAGUCUGGUAAUAAAGUACAGUCAAAAUAUAAGCAGUAUUCUAAAGAAGAUUCUGAUUCAAGUGCACAAACAAUUGAGUCUUUACGUACCAUUGACCAUCCUUCUAACUAUUUACAUUAA
Plasmodium gallinaceum is the source of this 2658-nucleotide messenger RNA. It is a transcript of the gene PRP40, whose product is annotated as pre-mRNA-processing factor 40, putative. Gene Ontology annotation, molecular function: protein binding; RNA binding. Gene Ontology annotation, biological process: mRNA cis splicing, via spliceosome. The transcript has a single exon. The record is from RefSeq and is a predicted model, not a curated record. Gene Ontology annotation, cellular component: U1 snRNP; U2-type prespliceosome. NCBI's taxonomy places the organism in Eukaryota, Apicomplexa, Aconoidasida, Haemosporida, Plasmodiidae. The coding region runs from base 1 to 2658 and encodes 885 amino acids.